AUGGCUUCCGCCAAGUCUUUCCCCGCCGGUAUCCAUGUUCCCAGUUUGACCUGGUUCGGCGACGAUGCCAGCCAGGAGAUCGACUGGAACGUCCAGACCAAGCACAUUGAGUUCCUAGUCAAGUCAGGGCUCCACGGUGUCGUCCUUGCUGGAACCAACGGCGAGGCCGUCACCCUGACCAACGAUGAGAAGACCAAGCUCGUCAAGACCACAAGGGACAUUGCCAUCAAGGCCGGUCGUCCCGAUUUGACCAUCACCAUGGGCUGCGGCGGCCAGUCCACCCGCGCCGUUAUCGAUGAGACUAAGCUCGCCAAGGAGGCCGGCGCUGACUACGCACUCGUCCUCGUCCCUAGCUAUUUCCACUUCGCCAUGAAUGAGGAGGCUAUUGUUGGCUUCUUUGAGGAGCUCGCCAACGCCAGCCCCAUUCCUGUCAUCAUCUACAACUUCCCUGGCGUUGUCGCCGGCCUCGAUGUCAACUCGGACAUGCUCUCUCGCCUGGGCAAGCACCCCAACAUCGUCGGUGUCAAGCUGACCUGCGGCGGCAUCGCCAAGGUUGCCCGCGUCCGCGCCGAGUUCGACCCCUCAGAGUUCUUCGCCCUCGCCGGCCAGAGCGACUGGCUCGUGCCCGCCUUGUCCGUCGGCAGCAAUGGCACUAUCACUGGCGUCGCCAACCUGUACCCAAAGUACUGCGUCGAGAUCUUCGACCUGUACAACGCCGGAAAGUUGCAGGAGGCUUCUGCCGCUCAGCUCAAGCUGGCACAGAUGGAGUGGGCCUUUGGCAAGGGCGGCAUCAACGGCACCAAGUGGGUUGUCGCUAAGUCGCAUGGUUACCCUUUGACCAGCUGCCACUGCAGACGCCCUUACCCCCAGUAUACCGACGAGAAGAAGCAGGCUUGGAUCUCUGAUCUGGUGGCACCUCUGGCCGCGGAGGAGGCUAAGCUGAACCAGGGUACUUAA
This is a messenger RNA of Colletotrichum spaethianum, 957 nucleotides long. Its product is annotated as putative 4-hydroxy-2-oxoglutarate aldolase, mitochondrial. Gene Ontology annotation, molecular function: 4-hydroxy-tetrahydrodipicolinate synthase activity. The record is from RefSeq and is a predicted model, not a curated record. Lineage: Eukaryota; Fungi; Ascomycota; Sordariomycetes; Glomerellales; Glomerellaceae. The transcript is spliced from 2 exons. Bases 1 to 957 code for a protein of 318 amino acids.